GGAAGAGGCUCUUGGUGGGUGGGUGUUGUUCGGUAGGACUGCUAACGGUAACGGGUGCCUAGCGGUAACGGUAACGGGAAUGUCAACCGCAAGAGCAGAGCUUUAGAAGCCAGCGUCGUAGGAGAUUCAGAACCAGCACCAUAACCAGAAUCAGAGUCAAGACCCAGAGUUAAAAGCAGUCCGACAAGAGAGUUGCGAAAAACAGCGAAAAAAUCAGGCGAAAAAGUCCAAAAUAAAAUUGACAAAUACGAAACGCUAAAUGUUAGCGCCCGAACCAGCGGCAAUCAAUCAAUUAGGCCCAGCUGGGUGGCGCCCCAGCAACAACAACAAUACGGCCGGAGAGAGCAGACGAAAGUGUGGCAGUGACAGGAGCAGAGAGAAAGAGAAAGAGAGAUAUAAAGGCAUCAGUGACAGCAGUUAAAAAUCAAUAUCCGUCUAAAGUUUUUGUCGGUUUCGGGACCGACCAACUCAGAAAAUUAAAGUUGCACACUACCAGAACUACCGAAAUUAUUAUUUUUGAAAUUAGUUGACUUAUAAUCUUGAUAGCCUCCUACGCUCUUGGCCAAAAAUUAAAACAAAUUAUUUGCGAAAGUAAUCGUGUGUCCAUUUUGUGCUAGGCUUGAUUAAAGAGUUAACGAAGUAGUCAGUAACAUUUAUAGAGUCGCAGCUUUAAGUGAAAGAACAACUCGCUCCAUCCAAAGCCACGUGUGUUAAUAACGUAAGAAUCGCUCCGAAUAACUAGUGACAAAUACCCAGUGCAAUCAACCAACCAACCAAGCUACUCGAAGUUUAACCAAAAGAUCCGACGAUUGACGACAAGGAUCGACUAGAUAACGCGAAAAAAGCCAAAAAACGAAAGCGAAUCGAGAGUAAAACCAAAGAACACUUAAAAGCUAAACAAAAAACGAAUUUUCAUGUUUAAAACGCAAAACCAAAAUUAUCGAUAAACCAAUUAAAAGGAAAACCAAAGAGACAAAACCAAAAGUAAAGUAAAUUGCUACAAGAAAACGCUAGUCCAAAUCUUCACUAUAUAUAUAUACGUAUACUAUAUAUAUUUAACUAAUAAUACUUCAAGAAAACACGCCAAUUGCCGCAAAAUUUACUUCAAGACGAAAAACAAAAAGAUUUCCAUUAAACAAACGCAAAAUACCAAAUACCAAAAACACAGCUUCAAAGUGUGCACAAUAAAAAAGCAAAAAAAAGUUAAUAGCAAAAACAAAAGACCUCCAAACCAAAACCAAGACAAAUUAUUAUUAAACAAAACCGAAAAACAAUAAACCAAACAAAGUCGAAGAAAAAACAAAGGUAAAGGCAAAGAAAACUGAGUCAAAGUCACGGCCAGCAAACAAAAAUAAAACAACAAGAAAAAGAAAAGGAACAACAACGGCGGUUGUGAAGUGAAGCGUCACCACUGGCCACGCCCACUCCCCGCUCAGCCGCUCCCGUUUAGCAGUUUUUCCUUUUGACAGCGUAUCGUUUCCAAGAAAUCGUGCGUGUUACGAGCGAAAAACUAAAAAGCCAGUGUCGGUAAAAGAUUCCCAGAGAGUGGUCCUUCUUUUUUUCAAGUGUACGAACUAGUUUUUUUUCUGUGUGACCCAAGCCAAGCAACAACAACAACUGCACCAAUUGUGAUGGGAGAUCAGCCAAAGGCAACGACAACCGCAAUCGGAGAAGCAGCUGGUCCAGCCCCCGAAGGCGACGCCGUGAUGGCCGCCACCCAGAACUCGCUGCCCAACGGGAAUGGCAGCGGUGGUCCCCAGGACCAGAACCAGGAGCCAGGCCAGCAGGAGCACGAGGAUCGAGGGGAUGCCGGCGACGACGUCGCCACCGAUGCCGGGGCUAGCUCGCUGCCCCCCUCGGAGAUCGGGGGUCGGGCGCCCCUGGACACGGCCUGCUCGGACGCAGACGGCGGUGCCGCCUCCAGCUUGGCCGGCGGCAUCGUGGGUCCGCCCAGUCCGCUCACAGGCUGCUACCUGCUCAUCGUCCUGGGCGAGCCGCACUCCGAGGAGCACAAGGACAACAUCUUGCAGCAUCUGCUUAAGGGUUUCCUCUCCUGGGACGUUUCCGAUUGUCACGUCGACUUGGAAGAGGAGCUCAAUACAAUUACACAGCAUGCGCCCGAGGGCGAGGAGGCUCGUCACGGCGAACGGCUCAUCCAAUAUGCCAGCGAGAAUCUAGUGACGGAGGUGCUCAUCCACCCGCAGUACAACACGCUGAUCCAGUGUAUGCGCAACCUGCUUAGCAGCUUUACCCGCCACCGGCACAUCAUCCAUGCCGGCUACACCUUCAGUGGCAAUGGUUCCUGGAUACUGCAGGACGGAACCUUCUCGGUGGCGGACUUCUCUGAGGCCCUUCAGGAGCACGACGUACAAAGGGUAAUCCGCGCUUACGCGGACACCAUCACCAUGAACAUCCACUGCGCGGACGCGGGUCUGUGGCACACUCUCCCCGAAAAGGCCUUUGCGCGCCAGUGCCGGAUCCGGAUCAAUCCUGUGGACGUCCUGGACACGAGCAGCGAGAGUAUCAACGGGUUUUUGGAUUACUUGGCGCCUAUGGUGAUGCCGACCUCGCUGAGGGAGCUGCUCGAGACCUCGGAUGUUGUGGGCAACAUCCGCUUCACGCAUCCCACGCUAUACGUAUUUCCCGGCGGUCAGGGUGACGCCGCGCUUUUCGGGAUCAACGGCUUCAACAUGCUGGUUGAUGGCGGUUUUAAUCGGAAGGCUUGCUUUUGGGACUUUGCUCGGCACCUGGACCGACUGGACGCGGUCCUGAUGACGCGCCUCAACAACAGCAACGUGCAGGGCCUGGGGGCGGUGGUGUCGCGCAAGCGGGACUCCCACGUCUACCCCCAGAUCGGGCACUUCUUCGGCAACGUACCUGACCGCAAGGGGCUGCCCAGCCCCGACGGCGACAAGGAUCGCGACCCGCUGCUGAUCGAUUUGUUCGAGCGCGGACACGGGAUCGUGAGCGACCUGAAGGCACUGGACCUGAAGCCGCAGGGCUGCUACCGCAACCAGGAGCCGGUGAACCUCUACCACAAGGUGGGCCACGGCACCCUUGACAUGUAUGUGAUAAGCCCGGCACGCGACUCCAAGGAGGUGAAGGACUUCCUGCAGAAGUGGCACGCCGGCGACCAAAGGCUCUUCGCCGCCCGGGAGUCGCGCGACUUUAACUUUCCACUGCAGAACCUGGUGUCCAUAUGCGCGCUGCUCGUGUGGCAGCCGGCCAACCCGGACGACACCAUCACCCGCAUCCUCUUCCCGGGCAGCACGCCCGACUUCAAGAUCCAGGAAGGCCUCGAGAAGCUCAAACACCUGGAGUUUAUGAAGCACUCGACCUGCACAGCCAAGUCCAUUGCCCCCGCCAUCCAAACGGUGGCCGGAACGCGCAAAAGCCUGAAGUCUGCCAUUGAGGCCACGCCCGCUCCGCCCAGCGCCAGCUACAAGUCCUCCAAGUUCGGCCCCGUCGCCAGUGCUGCCAUAGCCGUCCAGCAUCCGCAUCCGCAGCAGCAGCAGGACAACAAGGCAAAGGAGGCGGCCAAAGAGGCCGCUGCAUCCAUAGUCCGCACCAAGGCCGAUUCCAUCGACACGGACGUAGAGCAGGAACCCGAACCCGAACCCGCUGACACUGGGGACGAAGGAGCUCCCACGGAACAGGAGCCCGAGGCUGACACGGAACCCGAGCACGAAGCCGAGCAGGAGCAGGACAACAAGGAUGCCGGGGAGGAGAAGAAGGUGGAAGUGCUGAUCAUGAAGUCCCAACAGGCGACAGCACCUGCAGUCUCUGGAAAGGAUGCGCCCGAUGCAACCCCUGCCGAUGCCACGAUGCAGGCCGGAAAGCAAGCGGGCAAGGGGUCGUCCAAGUCGUCAAAGGCGGAGAAGCCACGGGCGGAGGUGAAGCCCGUGGUGCGCUCCCGCAUCGACACCAAGCCGCCCAAGUCCAUGGAUCGCAAGCUGGCCAAGCGGGACGAGAAGAAGAGCUCGCCCACGGCCACGCCGGCCGCCCGGGCACCGCGCGAUGUCAAGCCCAAGGUGCUGAGCCGCCCGGGCACCAAGUCUAGUCCGAGCAGCACCCCCGCCAAGAGCGCCAAGGAGGCCAACAACCGCAAGGUGCUGGAGUCCAAGCAGCAGGCGGCCAGGGUGCAGGCCACCAGCACGGCCUCCAGGAGGCAGGUCACUACCAGCACAGCCGCCAGUGAGAAACGAGUCGCCCAACAGCAGGCGGAGGCAAAGACGGCCACACAGUCGACAGCCACCCAGAGGAAGCCCAUCUCGCGAAGGCCGCGUGGUGUGUCGCCCUCGAAGCGAGCACCAGCACCCGGCAGUCCGGUCAAGCAGGCCAAGCCAAAGGCGGCCGCUGCGGCGGAGCUCAAAAAGGCGCGCCUGGACAAAGGCGGCACCACCGACUCCAGCCUGGUGUCCACGCCCUCGGCAGAUGAGGCCACGGCCGCCAAGAAGCUGCAGGACCUGACCGCCUCCCAAGAGCUGGACGCCGAGAAGCAGCGCGAGCUGGACGACCUCAAGGAGGAGCAGGAGGUGGUGCGCGAGAUCGAGGCGGUGUUCAGUAGGGAUGAAAUGAAGCGUCAGCAGCACCAGCAGAUUAAGGCCGAGCUGCGCGAAAUGCCCGCCGAGGGAAUCACUGGCGAUGGCGAGGAUGAGCCUGAGGAGGAGGAGGAGUACCUGAUAAUCGAGAAGGAAGAGGUGGAGCAGUACACCGAGGACUCGAUCGUCGAGCAGGAAAGCAGCAUGACUAAGGAGGAAGAGAUCCAGAAGCACCAGCGCGACUCGCAGGAGUCGGAGAAGAAGCGCAAGAAGAGCGCCGAGGAGGAGAUCGAGGCGGCCAUCGCUAAGGUGGAAGCCGCCGAGCGCAAAGCUCGUCCUGCCCGGCAGGACGAGUCAGAGUUGGAGGUGGAAGUGGAGGCGGACCUGGAGCAAAGCGAGAUCAAGGCAGAGGUGCAAGAGAUCAUUGCCACUGCGGAGGACAUUGCCAAGUCGCGUACCGAGGAGCAGUUGGCCACCAAGCCCGCCGAGGAGGAGUUCUCCUCGCCCACGCCCGAGGAGAAGCUGAGCAAGAAGACAUCGGACACAAAGGACGAGCCAGCCGGCGCACCAGUAGACGUCUUGCCCGUCAAUCUGCAGGAGAGCCUGCCCGAGGAGAAGUUCUCGGCCACCAUUGAGUCGGGGGCCACCACGGCGCCCACACUGCCCGAGGACGAGCGCAUCCCGCUGGACCAGAUCAAAGAGGACCUGGUCAUCGAGGAGAAGUAUGUGAAGGAGGAGACCAAGGAAGUUGAGGCCAUCGUUGUGGCAAGCGUGCAGGCUAUCUCCAAAGCGGCUCCAUCCGCAAUCGCGGCCGUAUUGGUGGAAACCACCAAGGAUGGUCCCAAAGCCGCCAAGACCGAGCUUUUGGGAGAGCUGCACGACUCCGGAGAGCGGGUACUGCCCAUGAAAAUGACCUUUGAGGCGCAGCAGAACCUGCUGCGUGAUGUCAUCAAGACGCCCGACGAAGUGGCCGAUCUGCCCGUCCAUGAGGAAGCCGAUCUGGGUCUGUACGAGAAAGAUAGCCAGGAUGCCGGUGCUAAAAGCAUCUCACACAAAGAGGAGUCUGCCAAGGAGGAAAAGGAGACCGACGACGAAAAAGAGACCAAGGAAGCAGAGGUCGAACCGGAAGCUGAACCGGAAAAGGAAGAGCCCUCCAAAAUAGAGCUGAAAGGGCCAGCUGAGGAGGUUGAGCUCGUUGUGACUGAGGCUGUAAUAGAGAAAAAGACAGAAGAGGUCGUGACAGUCGAGACCGAACAGAUUGUGGAGACCGCUGACCAAAUGACCCAGGAACAGCAACAGGAUCAAGUAAAAGAGAAAGAGAAAGAACAGGAGGAGGAUCAGAAGGCAGAGCCAGGAAUCAUUACCGAGAAGGAGGCCAAAAAGUCAGCCAGCACCCCUGAAGAGAAGGAGACCAGCGACAUCACCUCCGAAGAUGAGCUGCCAGCCCAGCUGGCGGAAUCGACCACCGCAGCCCCAAAAGAGAGCAAGGAGCGCGAGGACACCAUCUCCAUGGAGAGCCCCGCCACCAUCGAGGAGGCCAUAGAGGUCGAGGUGCAGGCCAAGCAAGAUGCCGCAAAGAGCGCUGGGGCAGACAAGUCGCCACUGGCCUCAAAGGAGGCCUCUCGUCCGGAGUCUGCAACAGGAAGUGCCAAGGACGAUGCUGAUCAGCCAGAUGCCGACAAGUUCCGCCCCGAUUCGGUGACGGAAGGAACAAAGCCUGAUAGUGCAGGAGGCAAGAAGUCCCCCCUUGCAUCCAAGGAAGUUUCUCGGUCGCAAUCCGUUGCAGAGAUCGUCAAAGAUGAAGGCAAGGAACCAGACAGUCGACGAGAAUCGGGAAGCGCCAAGAACGAAAAAUCUGCACAGGCCUCCAAAGAAGUUUCCCGACCAGGCUCAGUGGCUGAGAGCGUUAAGGCGGAAGCUGACAAGUCCACGGAACCAUCCCGAAGGGAAUCCGUAGCCGAAAGCACUAAGGCGGAGAUGAAGGAAGCCUCGAGGCCUGAAUCCGCCCUCGAGGAUGCCAUAGAUGAAUCCGAAAAACAAAAAAGCCAUCGGGCAUCUAUUGCAGAAAGCGUCAAACCCGAAAGUGCUGAGGACGAAAAGUCCACGACUGCCUCAAUGGAAGUUUCCAGACCAGAAUCUGUGGUGGAAAGCACUAAAGACGAGGCAGACAGGUCAAAGGAGCCAUCUCGUCGUGAAUCAAUAGCAGAAAGCGUCAAGGCCGAAAGCACAAAAGGUGAAAAGUCUCCCCUUGCAUCCAAGGAAGUGUCCCGACCGGAGUCCGUGGCUGAAAGCAUUAAAGAUCAAGCUGAGCAAGUUGAUAGCCGGCGGGAAUCUGUAGCCGAAAGCCUCAAGCCAGACAGUGCAAAGAAGGAAAAGUCCCCACUUGCCUCAAAGGAAGAUUCCAGGCCAGAGUCUGUUGCAGAAAGCGUCAAAGAUGAAGCUGAAAAGUCCACUGAACUAUCCCGUCCGGCAUCAGUUGCAGAAAGUGUCAAUGGAGAGAUCGCAAAGGAUGAGAAGACCGCUGAUGUCGUAGGUAGCCGCCGGGAAUAUGUAGCCGAAAGUGUCAAGCCAGACAAUGAGAAGGACGAAAAGUCUCCACUUGAAUCAAGGGAAGCAUCCAGGCCAGAAUCCGUUGCAGAAAGUGUCAAGGGAGAGAGCAUAAAGGAUGAGAAUUCCGCUCAAGCCUCAAAAGAAACCUCCCGGCCAGAGUCAGUGGCUGAAAGUGUUAAAGCUGAAGCUGAAAAAUCAAGGGAACCAUCUCAACGGGGAUCGAUAACUUCCAGGCCAGAAUCCGUUGCAGAAAGCGUCAAAGAUGAAGCUGAAAAAUCUGUUGAACCAACCCGGCCGGCAUCUGUUACAAAAAGCGUCAAGGGAGAAAGCACAAAGGAUGAGAAGUCCUCUGAAAUCGUAGACAGUCGUCGGGAGUCAAUAGUCGAAAGUGUUAAGCCAGACAGUGCAAAAGACGAAAAGUCUCCACUUGCAUCAAAGGAUGCUUCCAGGCCGGAAUCCGUUGCAGAAAGCGUCAAGCCAGAUAGUGUAAAGGACGAAAAAUCUCCACUUGCUUCAAAGGAAGCUUCCAGGCCAGAAUCCGUUGCAGAAAGCGUCAAGCCAGAUAGUGCAAAGGACGAGCAGUCCCCACUUGCAUCUAAGGAAGCCUCUAGACCAGAAUCCGUUGCAGGAAGCGUUAAAGAUAAAGAUGAAAAGUCCAUUGAACCGUCCCGCCCGGCAUCAGUUGCAGAAAGCGUCAAGGGAGAGAGCAUAAAAGAUGAGAAGUCUUCUGAGAUCCUAGAUAGCCGCCGGGAAUCUGUAGCCGAAAGCGUUAAGCAAGACAGUGUAAAGGACGAAAAGUCUCCACUUGCAUCAAAGGAUGCUUCCAGGCCGGAAUCCGUUGCAGAAAGCGUCAAGCCAGAUAGUGUAAAGGACGAAAAGUCUCCACUUGCAUCAAAGGAUGCUUCCAGGCCAGAAUCCGUUACAGAAAGCGUCAAGCUAGACAGUGUAAAGGACGAAAAAUCUCCACUUGCUUCAAAGGAAGCUUCCAGGCCGGAAUCCGUUGCAGAAAUCGUCAAGCCAGACAGUGUAAAGGACGAAAAGUCUCCACUUGCAUCAAAGGAUGCUUCCAGGCGCGAAUCCGUUGCAGAAAGCGUCAAAGAGGAAGCUGAAAAGUCUAUUGAACCAUCCCGGCCGGCUUCUGUUGCAGAAAGCGCCAAUGGAGAGAGCAGAAAGGAUGAGAAGUCCGCUCAGGCCUCCAAGGAAGCUUCCCGGCCAGGGUCUGUGGCAGCAAGUGUUAAAGAUGAAGCUGAACAAUCAAAGGAAACAUCCCAACGGGGAUCGAUAGCUGAAGCGAAGUCCCCUCUUGCAUCGAGGGAAGGGUCAAGGCCCGGAUCAGUUAUUGAAAGCGUCAAGGACGAAACUGAAAGGCCCGAGAGCCGGCGUGAGUCAGUCGCGGAAAGCAUCAAGGCAGAGAGUGCCAAGGACGGAAAGUCUCCCCUGGCCUCAAAAGAAACUUCGAGGACAGAAUCAGUGGUGGGGAGCAUCAAAGAUGAGGUAGAUAAAUCCAAGGAGGAAUCCCGACGUGAAUCCAUGGCUGAAAGCCUCAAGGCGGAGAGUGCCAAGGACGAAAAGUCUGCUCAGGCCUCCAAAGAUGUAUCGCGUCCAGAAUCGGUUGCGGGAAGUGUGAAGGAGGAAGUCGACAAAUCCGCAGAACCAUCACGACCGGAGUCCGUAGCUGAAUUAAUUAAGACGGAAAUAAGCAAUGUUAGACAGUCACGCAUUGCCUCCCUGGCUGAAUCUGUGGCGGAUAGCGGUAGGGAUGACACCGACAAGCACGAAUCUGGUGUGGAAACUUGCAAACCAGAUAAGGAUAGCAAAUCUCCGAUUGCCUCAAAGGAGAUCUCUAGGCCAGAGUCUCCAAAUGACAGCGUUAAGGAUGAAUCUGAGAAACCAGAUUCCUGUCAGGAGUCGAUGGUUGAGAUCGUUAAGCCAGACAGUGCUAAGGACUCCAAGGAACCAUCCCGGCCUGAAUCAAAGGUAGAAAGCGUGAAAGAUGAAUCUGAGAAAUCCAAGGCACCAUCCCGACGAGAAUCUGUCCAAGGAAGUGUAACAUCCGAAGGUGUAAAGGACGAUAAGUCUUCGUUGGCUUCAAAAGAAGUGCCUAGACCGGAAUCAGUUGCGGAAAGUACAAAAGAUGAGGCAUCAUCUCGACGGAUAUCGGUGGCGGAAAGCGUGAAAGAUGCUGUCCAGUCGAAAGAGGCUUCUCGUCCCGAAUCAGUUGCAAAAUCUCCAUUGGCAUCUAAAGAGGCUUCCCGUCCAGCAUCUGUUGCAGAAAGUAUACAAGAUGAGGCUGAGAAGACCAAGGCGGAAAGUAAUAAGGAUGAAAAAUCACCGCUGGCAUCUAAAGAAACGUCUAGACCGGCGUCCGUUGUAGAAAGUGUGAAAGAUGAAGCCGACAAGUCCAAGGAAUCAUCUCGGCGAGAGUCCCUGGUCGAAAGCGUUAAGGCGGAAAGCAGCAAGGGUGACCAAUCUCCCCAGGCAUCCCAGAAAGCAUCAAGACCAGAGUCCGUGGCAGAAAGCGUCAAAGACGAAGCUGAAAGGCCCAAAAGUCGUGCCGAAUCUGUGGUCGAGAGUGUUAAACCGGAAAGUGCUAAGGACGAGAAGUCGACAGCAGCCUCGAAGGAAGUUUCACGACCGGUGUCCGUCGCGGAGAGUGUUAAAGACGAGGAUGACAAGUCCAAGGAACCCUCCCGGCGGCCGUCUGUCGCAGAAAGCGUAAAACCAGAAAGCCCAAAGGUGGACAAGGUUCCACUUGCUUCUAAGGAAGCGUUCGGACUAGUGUUCGUAACAGGAAGUGUAAAGGUUGAAACCGAAAAAUGCAAGGAACAAUCUCGAAGGGAAUCUGCUGCUGAAAGCGUUAAGGCGGAAAGUGCAAAGGACGAGAAAUCGCGUCCUUCAUCCGUUGCCGAAAGCGUAAAUGACGAAGGGGAAAAGCCAGAAAAUCGUCGGGAAUCAGUUGCCAAGUCCCCAUUAGCUUCGAAAGAAGUCUCCAGGCCAGGAUCUGUAGCUGAAAGCAUUAUAGAUGAGCUUGAAAAGCCUGAGAGCAUCAAGGACGACAAGUCGAAAGAUCCCUCUCGACGCGAAUCGCUAACUGAAAAGUCUGCCGUAAUUUCAAAGGAGUCUUCGCCCAGCCCAGUAUCUGUGGCAUGUGAACACGAAGCUGCCGUCGCUACUGAGGUCGAGUUGAAGUCUUCCAUUUCCCCCAAAGAAGCGUCCCGCCCAGAGUCAAUUGCUGAAACUGCUUCAACACCAAUUGAGGAAGCGGCUUUGGAGUUCUCGGAGUUUGAAGUCGUGAAAAGGGCUAGCCUCGCGCUCACUUUACAAACGGGCUCAGGAGGAAAACUGCCAACGGACUCGAGUCCUGUUGACGUGGCCGAGGGUGACUUUUCUCAUGUCGUCGCUUCUGUUUCCUCAACCACAGCCACUCUUGCCAAGCCAGCAGAGCUCUCGCAGGCUGGUGCUGCUGUAACGAUCUCGUCUCCUGUAGACGAAGCUCCAAAAACGGCGUCUGCUCAGAAGCUGGUAUCCCGACCAGAUUCCCCUGCAGAAUGCGCAAUUGAAGAGAUUGUCAAGGGUGAAAAAUCGCCCCUCUUGAGGCCCGGGUCAAUUGCAGAAACUCACAAGGACGAAAGCCCAAAGAAUGACAAAUUUAAGUCUCAAGGCGCCUCUAAGGAAUCUUCUCGCCCGGAAUCAGUGGCAGAGACAGCAUCAUCGCCCAUCGAGAAAGCACCCAAAGACUUCGCACAAUUCGAGAAAAAGGGAGUGUUACCUUUGAAUAUUGAUGCAAAGGGUAAUCUGCCAACAUUGUCGAGUCCUGUGGAUGUGGCUCAUGGCGAUUUCCCCCAGACAGCCACCCCCUCAAGCUCCCCAACUUCAGGCCCAACCCAACCAGCUGAGCUUUCCAAAGUAGACAUUGAGAAGACAGCAUCGAGCCCGGUAGACGAGGCUCCCAAGUCCCUUAUUGGAUCUCCGGCAGAGGAACGCCCAGAAUCUCCUGCUGAAUGUGCCAAGCACGAUGUUGCCUCAAAGGAGCCGUCUCGGCGUGAAUCAAUUGCCGAGAGCGUGCAGCCCGAGACUUGUAAGGACGAAAAGUCCCCGCAGGCCUCUAGGGAAACGUCCCGACCGGCCUCGGUAGUGGAAAGCAUUAAGGACGAAGGCGAAAAAUCCAAGGAAUCAUCACGUUCACCAUCUGUUGCAGAAAGCAUUAAGGCGGAUAGCACAACAGAUGGUAAGUCCCCUCUUGCGCUGGUAGCGGAAGUUCUUAAAGAUGAUGCCGAGAAACUAAAGGAACCAUCGCGUCCACCAUCUGUUGCAGAAAGCAUAAAGGAGACAGCAACUAAGCAGGGCCCUUCGGAAGGAGUAGUGGAAACUGAUGCCAAGCCAGCUCUUGACUCUCAACCAGAAGCCGAUAUUGAUGAAGCUGAGAAAUCAAAGGAGCCAUCCCGCCGAGAAUCUGUAGCAGGAAGCGCCAAAGCAGAGAGCACUAAGGAUGAAAAGUCUCCACUGGCAUCGAAGGAAGUCUCGAGGCCAGAGUCUGUCACAGAAGGUCUUAAAGAUGAUGCCGAAAAGCCUGAAACCCGCCCAGAAUCGGUCGUCGAUAGUACAAAGCCAGAAGCCAAAGAUGCAAAGUCCCCAACAGAGUCAGCUGCGAAAUCAAAGGAACAAUCCAGGCGGGAGUCUAUAACGGAAAGCAUUAAGGCAGAUAGUGCAAAAGAUGAAAAGUCUCCCCUUGCCUCCAAGGAAGUGUCCCGACCAGCCUCUGCUGUAGAAAGUCUAAAGGACGAAGGCGGAAAGCUGGAUAGCCCUCGUGAAUCGAUUGCUGAGAGCAUUAAAGCAAGUAGUACCAAGGACGAUAAGUCCCCAGUGCUCUCCAAAGAAGCCUCAAGACCACAAUCAGUUGCAGAGAGCAUCAAGGGUCAACCGGAAGAACCUGAAAGCCGCCGGUAUUCCGUUGUCGAAACCAAUAAACCAGAUAGCUCCAAAAAUGAAGCCUCUCCCCGACCAGGAUCCGUUGAGGAAAGUGUCAAGGAAAAAUCUAAGGAUCCAUCCCGACCAGAAUCCGUCGCGGAGAGCAUUAAGUCCGAGGAUACGAAAGACGAAAAGUCCCCACUUGCUUCAAAGGAAGCUUCCUGGCCGGAAUUAGUUGCGGAGAGUAUCAAUGACGAAGCGGAGAAGUCCGAUCAAGCGGAAAAAUCCAAGGAUGCUUCUCGACGGGAAUCUGUUGCAGAAAGCAUUAAGGACGACAAUUCAGCACUGGCAUCAAAAGAAGCCUCUCGACCAGCGUCCGUCGCAGAAAACAUUAAAGAUGCAGCCGAAAGGGCAGAAAGUGAAAGCGUGAAACCAGAAACUAGCCCACAACCUUCUCGACCAGAGUCCGUUGUAGAAAGCGUCAAAGAUGAAGACGACAAGACCGCAAUCCGCCGAGAUUCAGUCGCCGACAGUACCAAGCCAGAAGAAAAAACUCAGUUUGCGUCGAAGGAAGUUUCUCGACCUGCUUCUGUGGUGGAAAGUGUCAAAGAUGAGACUGAAAAACCAGAAAGCCGUCGGGAAUCUCUUGCAGAAAGCAUUAAAACCAGCAGUUCAGUGGAAAAGUCUGCUCAGGCCUCAAAGGAAGUAUCCAGACCACCAUCAGUCGCACUGAGCGUUGGGGAUGAGUUUGGCAAUUCUAAAGAAACCUCUCGACGUGAGUCGGUUGCAGAAAGCACGAAGCCAGAUAGUACCAAGGACUCCAAGGAACCAUCUCGGCCUGAAUCAAAGGUGGAAAGCGUGAAAGAUGAAUCUGAAAAAUCGAAGGCUGCAUCCCGUCAAGAAUCUGUCCAAGAAAGUGUAACAUCCGAAGGUGUAAAGGACGAUAAGUCUUCGUUCGCUUCAAAAGAAGUGUCUAGACCGGAAUCAGUUGCGGAAAGUACAAAAGAUGAGGCAUCAUCUCGACGGAUAUCGGUGGCGGAAAGCGUGAAAGAUGCUGUCCAGUCGAAAGAGGCUUCUCGUCCCGAUUCAGUUGCAAAAUCUCCAUUGGCAUCUAAAGAGGCUUCCCGUCCAGCAUCUGUUGCAGAAAGUAUACAAGAUGAGGCUGAGAAGACCAAGGCGGAAAGUAAUAAGGAUGAAAAAUCACCGCUGGCAUCUAAAGAAACGUCUAGACCGGCGUCCGUUGUAGAAAGUGUGAAAGAUGAAGCCGACAAGUCCAAGGAAUCAUCUCGGCGAGAGUCCCUGGUCGAAAGCGUUAAGGCGGAAAGCAGCAAGGGUGACCAAUCUCCCCAGGCAUCCCAGAAAGCAUCAAGACCAGAGUCCGUGGCAGAGAGCGCUAAAGACGAAGCUGAAAGGCCAGAAUGUCGUGCCGAAUCUGUGGCCGAGAGUGCUGAGGACGAAAAGUCGCCAGCAGCCUCGAAGGAAGUUUCACGGCCGGAGUCCGUCGCGGAGAGUGUAAAAUCAGACGUCUCCCGACCGCAGUCGGUGGCAGAUGAGGUCAUUGAUGGCAAAUCAAAGGAAGCUUCGCGCCGAGAGUCCGUGGCUGAGAGUGUAGAGGCUGCGAGUAAAAAGAGUGACUUGCCAUCCGCCUCACCCAAGGAUGCAUCGCAGGAGGCAUCACGUCGCGAGUCAGUGGACGGCAAGUCAUCACAUGUCAUCAUAGGUCCAGGCAAGUCGCCGGCUGCCUCAAAGGAAGCAUCCCGUCCUGCGUCGGUGGCCGAGACCGCCUCCUCUCCCAUCGAAGAAGGUCCACGCCCUGUCGCUGACUUGACUCUGUCCCUAAGCCAAGUGACAACCGAAAGCAAAGGCAAGCUUCCCACUUUGUCGAGUCCCAUUGAUGUUGCUGAAGGCGACUUCUCGAAAGUACAAGUUGAGUCCUCCGCACAGCCAGCUGCUCUCUCCAAACCCGCGGAGCUCUCCCAGUCGGAUACGGGGCACACAGCCUCCAGCCCCGUGGACGAGGCAUCUCCUAUCCUGGAGGCCAGUGAAGUUGUGGAGGAGCAUAUCGCCGCAUCAGCAGAAGCAGACUUGUUGGGUAUUGAGGAAACUAAAUCAGAGACAAAGCAAUCGGAAUCAUCAUUUUUCGAAUCAUUCGCCACAAAGGUGGAUGAGAAAAUGCAGAAGCUUGAGGGCUCAGUGAAGCAGGUGGAGGAGAAGAUCGAGAGUUCGGUGAAGCAGGUGGAAAGCACUGUGGUAGAGACUUUGCAACAGGUGAGCAAGGAGAGCAGGGAGCAACUGACAGAGAUUAGCUCCGUUCUGGAUACCAAGAUCAGCAGCGUGACCAGCCUACUCUCUACUGCCUUGGAUACAGUCGAAAAGAAGGAGCACCAGGUGACCGAGAAACUGAGUGAGAAGGCAACCGAUCAGGUUACCGAGCAAAUCACUAAAGUCACUGGGGAAAGUGGUCAGGAGAAGAGCAGCCUGGAUCUGGGUACGUUCUCGGAGCUGCGUGAGACGCACAUUACCACCGUGGGCUCGCCCGAGUUCACGGUCACGAUCUGCGAGCGCGAUGAACCCGUACUGCACGACAUCAAGGAAGAGGACGAGGAGCACCGCUCUUCGCCGCCCAGUGAUGGCGACAAGACAGGAAUCCUGCAAGCCCAGCCGAUGCGACCGCUUUCGCCGCGCGAGGAAGAAGUGGCCAAAAUUGUGGCAGACGUGGCCAAGGUUCUGAAGUCCGAAAAGGACAUCACCGACAUUAUACCCGACUUCGACGAGCGCCAGCUGGAGGAGAAGCUCAAGUCCACCGCCGACACAGAGGAGGAGUGCGACAACAGUGCGCUGGAGAUCUGCGUGAAGGCGGAGAUCGAGUCCGAGAAGUCAUCGCCCGACCAAAAAUCCGGCCCCAUUUCCAUCGAGGAGAAGGACAAGGUCGAGCAAUCGGAGAAGGCGCAGUUACGCCAGGGAGCAUCUGCUGUCAGUCGCCCGGAGUCAGCGGCCAGCCAACCAGGGGCGGAGGAGGAGGAGGGCCAGACCAAGGAGCAGUCAUCCCCCGUCCCAAGCAAAGAGGGAUCACGACGUGAGUCCGUGCUUUCCUCCAAUAGCCACAAGGAUCAGGAAUCAUCGCGCCCCCAGUCCGUUGCCAGCCAGAAUAUCGACAUGGACAUCAAGAUCUCCAGCCAAGCAUCUAGCACCAAGGAAGAGCUUCUUCACUCACUAACCACUGAAACUGUGGAGAGCAAAAAGUCGGCGGAGAAGUCGAGCGUGGAUUCCGAAUCCACUUCGGUAACCAAGUCCACCACAAUCCUCUCCAGUCAGUCGGUGCAGCUGCGAGAGGAUUCCACUAGCGACUCGUUGAGCAGCAGCCUCAAGGUGGAGGACAGCUCCCGGCGCGAAUCACUUUCCAGUUUGCUGGCCGAGAAGGGAGGCAUCAGUAGCAGCAGCCUUCUAAAGGAGGACAUCAGCACCGCAUCAGCAUCCCAGCUCGAAGAGCUGCUGGUGCAGUCCGAGGAGUGCUCAUCGGAGUCGAUUGUCAGCGAGAUUCAGACCAGCACCGCUCAGACCAGCAAGUCGGUUAGGGAAACCAAAGAGACCAGGGAUACCAAGGAAUCCAGCAGUUUCAGCAAAGACGAGAACCUCAAGGAGACGGUCGCCGAGUUUCUGGCCACCGAAAAGAUCGUCUCCGCAAAGGAGACCUUCAGCGCCGAGGCCACCAAGACGGCCGAGGAGUGCCUGAAGAAGGCCACCGCCAGCUGCACCCAGCGGACGCUCUUCGUGGGCACGGACGAGUCGCGUCGGGAGUCCUUGCUGAGCCAGACCAGCGAGGGCCGCCUCACCCACAGCGAUCCCGAGGACGAGGAGCCCGACGAGGAAGACGACGAGCGCGCCAGUGUGAAAGAGGGCCGCUCCAAGUCCAUUGCUACCAUCAUGAUGACUAGUAUUUACAAGCCAUCCGAAGACAUAGAGUCAAUUGCCACGCUCGCCGAGGAGGAGCACGAUCAAAUGGAGGACACUAAGGCCACCUCCACCACCACCAGCAAGGCCACCACUCUCCUGCAGUCCAGUGAGCAGAGCAGCAGCACCACCACCACCAGCAGCAGCUCAAAGACCUUCGCCUCCAAAGUGGAGUCCAUCACGUUCACACAAAUCGAUCAGAUACCGGUUGAGCCCGCAGAUCGCAAGACGCCGCCCACGGCGCCCGUCAGUCCCGGCGCCAAGCCAUCGAGCUCGUCGGGAUCUGCUGCUGGCUCUGCAAUGGGAGCUGGAGCCGGAGCAGCUGGCGGAAAGUGCGAGUCCAGCGCAGCCAGCAUCGUCUCCUCCUCGGGACCGCUGUCGCCCAAGGAUAUCAGCGGUAAAUCCAGUCCCGGCGCCCUCACCUCGGAGAGCCAGUCCAUUCCCACGCCGCUAGGGCGCGAGUCGCACACAGAGACCCCGGAGUCAUCGCCCAAGCCCACGUCGCCAUUCCCGCGCGUUACCAAGGACGAGCUGAAGUCUCUGGAAAUUGAGCAACACGAACAGGAGCAUAUGCUAGCAGAAGCAGGAGCAGUUGCGGCCGGAGCUGAAUGUGAGCUGGAUCUGCCCGAGCUUCACGAGCUGCGUGGACUCGAGAGCACCACGGGUCUGAGCGGCAGCACAGAGAAGAUAAUCACCACAACCAUUACCACGGUGACCAAGGUGAUCUCGGCGGACGGGAAGGAGAUAGUGACCGAGCAGAAGACGGUGACCACCACGGACAGCUCGGAGCCGGACAGCGAGAAGGUGGUGGUGACCACCACGCGCACCACCAGCGAGAGCGAGCGCGACCAGCUGCUGCCCAAGGAGGUGGCCCUGCUGCGCGGUAUGCACCGCUCCAGCACCCCUGGCAGCGAAGACGACGAGGACCUGCUGCUGGGAUCCCCGCGCAGCGCCACCAGCUACGAGCUGCAGCUCUCCAGCUCGGGCGUGAGCAAGCGCUCCGACCUGGACGCCGACGGAGAGGGAGACGGAGACGAGAGCCAGGACGACAUUCCGCCGCAGUACGGCAGCGAGGAGCACUCGACGGCGCGCUCGAUCCUGCUGCCGCGCACGGUCGACCCCAUGGCCACCUCCUUCUACGGUGCCCUGCCGGACAGCUUUGACACGGCGGUGCUGAAGCCCAGCACCGAGCCCAUUCCCAUCCUGGACGCCGUCCCGUCUGGCGAUAGCCAGUCGUCGGAGAGCGUGGAAAGCACCAGCCAGACCUGGGCCGGCCACAAGUUCCUCGACCAGGCCGACAAGGACUUCCAGCGGGCGCUCGAGGAGCACGUGCAGGCGCGCGGCGCCGAGGUCAUGUCUUCCGUCACCGCCAAGUACUCGUACUCACCCUCGAAGGCCGAGGAGAUGGAGCAGAUCGUGAGCAGCACAGCGGAGCGGCAGCGCUUUCCGCUGAGCGAUGUCCAGCGCUCCCGUGUGGCAGAGAGUGGCUUUGCCACCGUGGGCAGUAAGCCGGAGGAAGACGCCACCGCCACCGCCGCCGCCACCACCACUGUAGCCACUAGCACUGUAGCCACUACCACAUCCACAACGAGUUCCACCGGAGCCCUGCCCAAGGACCGUCUGGAGGAGUGGGGCAAGCCCUUGGGCCUGCCAUCGCCAGCACCUCUGCCCGUGGAGGGCGGGGCCGACAUCCGCACCACGCCCAAGAAGGAGCGCCGCCUGGUGGCCACCAAGACGCGCCUCAACAACGAGAAAAAUCUGCGCAAGCGCAGCGAAUCGCCCAACAAGGCGGCCAAGAAGCCGGCGCCCGUCUACGUGGACCUCACAUAUGUUCCGCACAACGGCAACUCCUACUACGCCCACGUGGACUUCUUCAAGCGGGUGCGAGCCCGUUACUACGUCUUCUCCGGCACGGAGCCCAGUCGCCAGGUGUACGAUGCGCUGCUGGAGGCCAAGCAGACCUGGGAGGACAAGGAGUUGGAGGUCACCAUCAUACCCACGUACGACACCGAUGUACUGGGCUACUGGGUGGCCGAAAACGAGGAGCUGCUAGCCAAGCACCGUAUCGACCUCUCGCCGUCCGCCUCCCGCUGCACCAUCAACCUGCAGGACCACGAAACCUCGUGCUCCGCCUACCGCCUGGAGUUCUAGGCCACGGGCUUGUUUAUUGCAUUCGACGAUGACUAAGCCAGCUCAUAACCGUAACGCACCCAACCAAAGCAGCAGAUGAGGAGCAGGAGAUGGAGUAGAAGGAGUGGAGCACUGCCAGAGGAUCGAGUCCAUGUGGGCUUACAAAGUGCUUGGACUCGGACUCUGGAUGAGGAUGAGGACGAGGAUGACGACCACAGCAAGAGGAUGAGAAUGACUAUGAGGACAAUGCAAUAUGGCUAGAAAUAAAGCGGACGCAGGCUGAUAUGGCGGAGUACGGGUCACGCGAAUGACGCCACUUUGUUUGCCAAUGCCGCCUAUUGAGCUUUCGUCGCCGACUUAUUUCUGCCAACCAAAAGCUACGUAAUUAAUUGAUAUUUAGUUUCAGACGAUUAAUUACCAAACAGUGCAAUGCAGUGGACUAGUCGCGAAGAAGAAUACACUUAUUUAUUGCUUUCAUUGUAUAACGUCAAGCUACCUUGCCUAGUAAUCCAAAGAUCAAAAUAGUUUUCAAAACCGCAUAGCUAAAAUAUACAAAGGAAAAACAAAACAAAACAAAAUGUCAAAUGACAAACGACAAAUGACAAAUGACAAAGCAAGAAAGCAUGAGAAGACACACUAUAUAUUUAAAGAUUAAAGAUAUAUUAAUAUUCAUGUUUAAUGUAUUAGUCGAAUCUUUAACGAACCCUCGCAAACCAGAGGUAUUCGAGUUUUAAAGCGAGAUUAACUAACUGCAAGUGUAUAGCCUGCAAAGUACGAGCGCUAUGUAGCCCUAGGAUCAUAAGCGACUAAACUUAAUCAAAUGUUGAAGGCUAGCAAGUGACUUAAAUUACGAUUUACAUUAACAUUAACAAGAACCCUUCACCCAAGCAAACCGAUAAAUAACCCUGAUAAUGUGCCUCCCCCGAGAUAUUGCCAUUUCCAAUCAUUUUCGUAGUCCAUUCUCACAGUUUCGUUUUGUUUGAGUUUGCGUUUGGUUCCGUUGUUACAGCAGGCAGCCGCAGAAAGACUUAAAACCCGAGCAGCUAUAGCUAUAGCAACCGAUAUACGUACACUUCCACUUCCACAUAGGGGAGCUAUAAGAAAAGGAUUGAACUGAAACUGAGAAAUGGGAACUGGGAGGGGUAGGCUUGAGAACACGUUUAAGAUGAGGGGUUGAAGGAUUUGACGCUGUUGCUGAAGGAUCGAUGAUGAAUGAUAAAGGAGGUGUUGGACGGAAGGACGACGACGAAUGCUGAUUUUACAAUAUAAGGAUAACAAGGGUUAGGAUGGUAGCGGGGUGGGACUAGCUUAGUUUGGAAGCUUAGGUUGGGUGGGUUGGGGUGGAAUGGUUUAAACACUGAAACACUAUUGUGAGACAAAUACGAGGAUGAGCAGAGAGUCAUAACUAAAUACGAUUAAAUAUGAAGUACACAAAGUGAAUGAAGGUUAUUUUUCUAUAUUUUUUUUACUUUUUCAUAGUCAUAGAAUAACAAAUUUGCAACAAACAAACAAACAAGAUAAUUAUGCAGCAAAAGCAGGACAAGCAGGCAAUUUUAAUCAAUGUAACCACAAGGUAACCACAAAACGGAACAAGCAAUUCGAAGCCACAGCAAAACAGUCCAAAAGAGCCAGUUACAAUUAUAAAUUAUAGACACUCGAGACAGACUUUUUAGGCUACGCGUAUAUUUUUGAGUUGCUUUUUAUAUAUACAACAGCAACAGAUCCGGGAGGAGCUGCAGUAUGCCACAUGCAAUAUGCAGUAUGCAACAUGCAAUAUACAGCAUGCAAUAUGCAACAGGCAGGCAGCAACAGAAAACAGUCAACUGGCUACCGUCCAGUCUACAACCGUUUGAUAAGCAACCAGCAAAAUUUAAGCAAAAUUAUACACACGUAGGGCUAAGAGGGGCGGGGGAUACGACAUGGUUUAUUGGGCCUUACGGUCGCAAUCCCAAUCCCAAUCGCAACCCAAAAUCGCGUUCCCCGUCCGACCAGCAGCACAUGGGAUAGGGCUUUUGAAUGCCAAUACCGAUCAUGCGUCUUUCGAUUAUUAAGUAGCAUUGCAGUCUCCGCUUCAAGGAUUUUAAAUUUAUAACCGAGAAAAAACAAAAGAUGACAUUUACUAAAUAUUAAUUUUUUUCCAAAUUCGUGCGCUAAGCGAAACAAAACAAACUAAACCGAAAUAGGUAAAGAUAAAGAAUACUCACACAUGAACUAUAUACACUAUAUAUAUAUAUAUAUGUACUUGAGCGUAUUGAUGUUGCUUAAAACGAAAACCCAAAAAAAAUAACUCUUCUCCCAGCCAGAAGACAUUUUUUGCCUUUCACAAAACGAAUUUUCCCUAAGAUAUGAAGACAUGAAAAUUAAAACGAAAACUUGUUAACUUUUCCCCCGUUUGUUUGCGACUUUAGUUUCGUCGAAAUCAGAUCAAUCAGAUCAGACUAUACACUACCCACACAAAUUACACAUGUAUCCAUUGCCUUAUAUCCAGAGAACAAACAGAUAUCUGCAUCAUACCUUAUAUUAGUGUAAGAAUCAAAUACGAUAUGUAUGACCUAUGAGAGUUUGUUUGUUGAAUUUGCUUUUACUUUUUAGCAGCUUCGAUUUAAAUCAAAUAUACACUAAAUGUACACACCCCCGCGCACACACGCACAUGCACACAUGGCGAGUGUAUGUGUGUGCGUGUGUGAGAGUGUGUGUGCUCUAUAUAAUCAUUAGUACAGCAAGUGCAUGCAGAAAGUAAAAUUGUUAUAAACAAAAGUCGAGAGAAGCCGAGCCGAAGUAUCGCUGACUGGCGGAUGCGGAUAUAGCCAUAGCUAAUGCCACGGAAUGACUAGUCAGGAUCAGGAGUCCAGUCGCUUCGAUUCGAUUCGAAUCGAAUCGGUAGGAGAAGGUAGACAGGGAUAGAGCGGGCCAGCACAAAGAUCCGAUCACAGGCAGAGGUUAGCGCGAAGAAAUAUAUAUGUAUUACAUUUUAUGAAACGUCAAGCUUAUCUCAAGAACUAUUUCCAAAACAAAAUCUGAAAUUAUAAUAAACGUAUUUAUGUGAAG
Molecule: messenger RNA, 21128 nt
Organism: Drosophila gunungcola (fruit fly)
Lineage: Eukaryota; Metazoa; Arthropoda; Insecta; Diptera; Drosophilidae
Gene: futsch
Product: microtubule-associated protein futsch
Exons: 10
Coding region: 1632-18101 (5489 amino acids)
Biological process (GO): axonogenesis; dendrite development; regulation of microtubule depolymerization
Cellular component (GO): microtubule; cytosol; microtubule associated complex
Molecular function (GO): actin binding; microtubule binding
Source: RefSeq, a predicted model, not a curated record